Messenger RNA from Zootoca vivipara (common lizard), 16665 nucleotides. The record is from RefSeq and is a predicted model, not a curated record. NCBI's taxonomy places the organism in Eukaryota, Metazoa, Chordata, Lepidosauria, Squamata, Lacertidae.
GAGUCUCCCCGGUGGGCGGGUGGCGGGGAACAAUAGGGCGGAGGCUGCGGCCUUCUCCUCUCUUUCCCUUCGGGCCGGCGGCGCCUCUACCUGGCAUUGCGGCUGGUGUCUCCGUGCGAGACGACCCAGCGGCCUCUUCCACCAUUUCCCCUCCACUUCGUCGCCGCCUCUGUAGGCCUCAGGCUUCUGCCGUGCGCUUUCCGCCCCCGCGGCUUCGUAAGAGGCCGGGAAAUAUUCUGGGGGCCGGUGGUUACACGCGGUUUCAACUCAUUCCAGUUGUGUGUGUGUGUGUGUGUGUGUGUGUGUGUGUGUGUGUGUGUGUGUGUGUAGAUAUACAACCCAGUAUUCUUGGCUAGGACGUGCGCGGGGGUGGGUGGAACCCCUUGCCAGGUGUGAUCCUCAUUGACCCUCGGUGGGAAUUAUCUCUGACAGCUCAGCUUCAUGCAUGUCUACUCAGAAGCGCCCCCAUUAAGUUCAGUGGUACUUACUCCCGAGUAAGUGUGUGUGUGGAUCGCACUCUAAAGUAAACACACAAACAGAUAGGAUCACAUUGCGCACGUCCAUACUUCUUAGGGGAGAGCGCUGUCCCACAUGUUAAAAGAUCACACAUGCUUUUAUUCUGUGCCUCUGUUCCCUAAAUGUAGCUUCUAUGUUCAGUCCCUGAAGCUUUUUGGGUUCUGACAUUGACCUCCCCAUGAUCUUUUGAACAUUAUCCCUGGCAGUAGUUACUGUACUCAAGGGAGGAAAGAAACGUUAAAAACACAGAACAAAAUGUAAUUCUAAAAAUUCUGGAGGAGUACAAGUACCCCUACCUUCUGUAUAUUUAUCAUGUAUGUAACUUUCAGUGUCAUGGUUUCAGAGGAUUGGACAAAAGUCUGCUUCCCAGGAAAUGAAGAAUCUGGUUUGGCUACCUCAAGCAAGCAAACAAUCAAGCAAGCAAACCUUUGUGUUCAGGGAGAGAGUUGAUAUUGAGCAGGAAGUGACAUCUGCAAACAGUUCACCAAGAAGCCAUGAAAAAUUUCAUUGCACAAAAUGAAGGCUGUUUAGUUUAUUCCUCACCCAUCUCUUCAUAAACACAACUGUCACACCGAUUAUUUUGUUAGAAUAAAUUGUGAUUUAUUUAUUUUGACUUCUAUCAGAUAGUGUUUUGGUUAUGAGAGAGCAUUGUGAAUUGUGUUCAUGAAAAUUAACAGGAAUUUGUAUUUACUUACCUGGUCGCCACAGGUGAUCAAGAAUGAAGAACACAUAGAAUUCAUUAUUUAAGGAAUUUUUACUCCACUCUUUAGCUGAAAAGCCUUCUAGAAUGGCUUACAAAGAUCAGCAUCAAUAUAGUCCCCGUACCCAGGAUUAUAUUCUAAAAUGAUAUAUAAAAAUGCAUUCAAGUGAGUAAACAGAAUGACAGGGCCUGAGGGACAGGUCAACCUGCCUUUUCUCUGCUAGCUUGCUCAGCUUCCAUCAUUACUUGGUAUUGAACCCCCAUCAUAUUUAGCAAGUAUGAAAACAUUAUGUCCUGGUGGAAUAAGGACAGAUAAGUUGCUCUUUACUUCCUCCACCUGCUCACUCAGGUUCUGUGCUGGCUGUAGGGAGUGAAAUCCCUUCUACUCUGACCAGCCCAUAAACCAAAUAAGCUGGCAGAGGAGGAUGCUGUGAUCAAUCCUCCUCUGCCAGACUUCUGCAUUUUCCUGCAAGAUCUGCAGAAAAUAAAGCUCUUCCCUGCAGGUCCAGUAUAGAAAGGGGGGUGCUGGUGGCAAAAGGACAAGGCGAUCAUUGGCUUUGCUACUAGCCCAUCACAUUUCUAUGCUGAAGGCACAACAGACAAAGCCCUCGUUUGCACAUGUAGCAUAUAAAUCAGUUGGGCUAAUAGAAGAGGCAGAUAAGUGCUCCAUGCCUCUUCUGGCGCCUGCUGCAGUUCUAGUCUACAGGUUUUUUAGUUCUUUUUGCUAGCAGAUAAUGUCAACUGUUAAGGCUGUGUGGGUCUUGUACCCAAAGGAAGCAUUUGAUUGCAUGUGAUGAAAUGCUUGCUUGUAGGAGAUACUGUACUGUCAUACCUCGGUUUAAGUACGCUUCAGUUUGAGUACUUUCAAUUUAAGUACACUCAUACCUCGGUUUAAGUACGCUUCGGUUUGAGUAAUUUCAGUUUAAGUACACUCCCGCGGACCCGUCUGGAACGGAUUAAUCCACUUUCCAUUACUUUCGAUGGGAAAGUUUGCUUCAGGUUAAGUACGCUUCACGUUAAGUACGGACUUCCGGAACCAAUUGUGUACUUAAACCAAGGUACCACUGUACUAUACUAGAAGUGUUGGUCACCAUACAGAACACUCUCUGGGUCUUGUGUUAGUGCUGGUGUUACCUUAAGUAGGUUCUUUCACCUUGCUGUAUGGCAGAGCGUUCCCUGGGUAAUAUUUAUAUAAAUUGUGAUUACAUUGCAAAACAGUAUGGUUGCUGCAGCUCUACUCAUUUUUGUUCAUUGAUCAUGCCAGAAAUAACAUUCACUACUAUCAUAUUUGGCAAUAAUUUUGUCCUGGCUCAUGGACAAAUUACUGUGAUGCUUGCAACCUGCUCUUAUACAUGUUUACUCAGAAUCAAAUCCCACUGAAUUCAGUAGGACCUGCUGUCAAUUGCGUGUGCAUAAAUUGCAGCAUUACUGCAUAGCAGGGGUGGGCAAGAGGUAGAUUGGAAAUUUGGUAGAUUGGUACAGUUUCCUGACUUCCACUUGUUGGAACAAAGACAGUUCCCCUGAAUUUAGCUGUUAAGAGACCCUGAUGUGUGAUAACUAGAUGCAUAGUUAGAUUAUACCAAUAGGUAAUUUACUCCUUUCCCAAGCCAUCAUCUUGCAUCUGUGCCUGACUGGUUGGGGCACCUUUGGUUUCCAAUUUUUUUUAAAACAUAACCCACAAAUCUAGUUGCCCAUUCUUGCUAUAUAUUUUACGAUGUUUAACUAUCCAAAUUUGUUGCUAUGUCUUCAUUAUGAAGUAGUAAUGUUCAUUUACUAAACACUCUUACAGUCUAAAAAUGAUAUUUUGUUGUUUGUGUAUGAUAAUGGUCACGUCUACUCAACGUGGUGGUUUCUAAACUUAUGGUCCUUUGCUUAUCACAGUGGUGAUCAUCUUCAGUUUUCAACUCCCCACUUUUUUAAAACUGGAGAAAUUAAAAUCUCAUUACGCUACAGUCCUAGUCUCCUGGAUGCUGGGGACUGGUGUUGGGAGUUAGAAUGAUGUCUCUUUGCUGAUGGGGAAGAAUGCCACUGGUGGGUGGGUUCUGCUGUGAUAAGACUACCAUAUUUUACAGUUGCCAGUGAAAUGGAUUGUUUUGGGGCAGGGCACCAGAGGCUUUGAAUUCACUGGAUCCAAAGCCCCACAGAUCCCUAAGGAGCCUCUGUCUGGAGCUACUACAGCAGAAAAGGCUGGCAGAAGCCAACAGGGCUUCUGAGUACCAGUUGCUGGGAAUCACAGGUGAGGAAAGUACUUUUGUGCUCAGGUCCUGCUUUUGGGGUUCCCACAGGUAUCUUGCUGGCCACUGUGAGAACAGAAUGCUGGACUAGAUGGGCAUUGGCCUGAUACAACAGAAGUACUGUUGGUAGAUGGGACUGUUGGGUUUACAUCAAAUUCUGCACUCUCCUGAAAGAGCAGGUCAUAUUUCACACUAUGUGCUGACUGUCUGUACUUACAGAAAAUAUUUAAAAACAUUUUUUUUCAAAAAAAAGUUGAUUCCAGUGGAAUCUGUGCUUUAGAUUUUGUCUUGUGAAGUAACGCCUGAAGAAAUGCCUGUACAAGCUCCACAAUGGACGGAUUUUCUUUCCUGCCCUAUUUGCACACAAACAUUCGACGAAACAAUCCGGAAGCCUAUCAGCCUGGGCUGUGGCCACACAGUAUGCAAGAUGUGCCUGAACAAGCUCCACCGGAAGGCAUGCCCCUUCGACCAGACCACUAUCAAUACAGACAUCGAGCACCUUCCUGUGAACUCAGCCUUGCUGCAGCUUGUGGGUGCUCAGGUGCCAGAACAGCAGCCAAUAACUCUACGUAGUGGCGCUGAAGAUACCAAGCAUUAUGAGGAAGCCAAGAAAUGUGUGGAAGAACUAGCCUUGUACCUUAAACCACUCAGCAGUGCAAGAGGUGUGGGACUGAACAGCACCACUCAGAGUGUACUCAGUCGCCCCAUGCAAAGGAAACUUGUGACAUUAGUCCACUGCCAGUUAGUGGAGGAAGAAGGGCGAAUCAGGGCUAUGCGUGCAGCACGAUCUCUGGGUGAAAGAACUGUCACAGAGCUCAUUCUUCAGCACCAGAACCCCCAGCAACUCUCUUCCAACCUCUGGGCUGCAGUGAGGGCCAGAGGCUGCCAGUUCCUUGGACCAGCAAUGCAGGAGGAAGCUCUCAAGUUAGUUCUUUUGGCUUUGGAAGAUGGAUCUGCUUUGUCUCGGAAGGUCUUGGUUCUCUUUGUGGUACAGAGGUUGGAGCCACGAUUUCCUCAGGCUUCUAAAACCAGCAUUGGGCAUGUUGUCCAGCUUCUAUACAGAGCCUCCUGUUUCAAGGUGACUAAACGAGAUGAGGAUUCCUCCCUGAUGCAGUUAAAGGAGGAGUUCCGAACCUAUGAAGCUCUGAGACGAGAACACGAUUCCCAGAUUGUGCAAAUUGCUAUGGAGGCUGGUUUGCGCAUUGCCCCAGAUCAGUGGUCUUCAUUGCUAUAUGGAGACCAGUCCCACAAAUCCCACAUGCAGUCAAUUAUUGACAAGUUGCAGACCCCAGCCUCUUUUGCACAGAGUGUUCAGGAACUAACUAUCGCUCUCCAGAGGACUGGUGACCCAGCCAAUCUGAACCGGCUUCGACCCCACCUAGAACUCCUUGCAAAUAUUGAUCCCAGCCCAGAUGCCCCACCACCCACCUGGGAGCAGCUUGAGAAUGGACUUGUCGCUGUGCGGACUGUGGUACAUGGGCUGGUGGAUUACAUCCAAAAUCACAGCAAAAAAGGAGCAGAUCAGCAGCAGCCUCCUCAACACAGCAAGUAUAAGACAUAUAUGUGCCGAGACAUGAAGCAGAGAGGAGGUUGCCCCCGUGGGGCCAGCUGCACCUUUGCACACUCGCAGGAAGAACUAGAAAAAUUUCGUAAGAUGAACAAACGUCUGGUUCCUCGAAGACCCCUGAGUGCCUCCUUAGGCCAGCUGAAUGAGGUGGGCCUAUCGGCAGCAGCUAUCCUCUCGGAUGAAGGGAGUAUGGACUUGCCCAACAGAAAACCCUCUGCCUUGCCAAAUGGGAUUGUUUCAACAGGCAGUGCAGUGACACAACUGAUCUCUCGUGGAACCGACUCCAGUUAUGAUUCAGCCUUGAAGCCCGGGAAAAUUGACCAUCUUAGCAGCAGCGCCCCUGGGUCACCUCCUGACUUGCUGGAAUCCGUUCCCAAGAGUUCUCUAUCUGCCUUACCAGUGAACUCUCACCCAGUGGCCCCCCGAGGACCUGCAGACCUGCCUCCAAUAUCUGUUGGGAAGCAGCUCCAAAUGGUGCCACGAGGCUCCCAGUUGUAUCCAGCUCCACAAACAGAUGUGUUUUACCCAGAUCCUCGGGGAGCAGGUCCACCAUUUGAAUCUCCACCUUACCAAUCAGGUGUAUAUUAUCCUGCAGCUCAGCCUUCGCAGUGUAUGUCUCGAUUUGUCCGGCCUCCACCGUCUGUUCCUGAACAAGGCUCUCCUUAUUUAGAACAUUACCCACCAUACCUUCAGGAUCGCAUGGUGAAUUCUCAGUACACUGCACAGCCCCAACAAUAUCCUCCUAUGGGACAACCCAUGUACCCUCCACAUUAUGACAGCCGGCGCAUGUACCCCCCUCCCCAGCCAUACCAGAGGGAAGAAAUCAUCCGAGGAAGCCCUGUGCCCAUCGAAAUUCCUCCACCAGCUGUGUCACCAUAUGUACCUGAAACAAGAGACAGAUAUCCACAAAUGGAAGGCUACUAUCCAGUUGGUCCACAUCUGAGUCAGAUCAGACCUUCAUAUCACAGGGAGCCUUAUAGCCGGCCUCCCCCUCAGCCUCAUCCCAGUCUAGAUGAUUUGCACCGACGACGAAAGGAGAUCAUGGCCCAGCUAGAGGAAAGGAAGGUCAUCUCCCCACCUCCUUUUGCACCAUCACCAACUCUGCCUCACUCUUUACACACUGAUGAGUAUAUAGAUGAAGAUCUGAAGGUAGCUGGCAAAUACAAAGGAAAUGAUUAUAGCCAGUACUCUCCCUGGUCAUGUGAAACCAUUGGCUCCUACAUUGGAACCAAAGAUGCAAAACCCAAAGACACAGCAGCAGUGGGACUUGUUGAGAUGGGGAACGUGGAUAGCAAGGGAAUGCGAGACCAGCGUUUGGAUUUGCAGAGGAGAGCAGCAGAGACUGGUGACGAUGAUCUUAUUCCAUUUGGAGAUCGGCCUACGGUAUCAAGGUUUGGUGCCAUCUCACGUACAUCUAAGGCGAUGUAUCAGAACCCUGGCCCCAUGCAAGCCAUGACAGUCCAAGGGGCAUCUACAAAGCCAGGCAACAUUUCAGAUUACAGCCCUUAUGAAACACACAGUGCAUGGGGAGGUUCGCCAUAUUCACCUCAUCAAAACAUACCUUCUUCUCAGGGACGCCCUAGUGACAGGGAGAGAUUGUCUAUGACAGACGUGGCUGGCCAUGGGAAGCCUUUGCCCUCAUCUGAGAGGGAACAGCAGCUUCGACUUGAACUGCAGCAGCUAAACCAUCAGAUUAGCCAGCAGACACGAGGACUGGAGGCUGUUAGUAACAGGCUGCUGUUGCAGAGGGAGGCGACCCCCUUGGCAGGCCAGCCACAGCCCCCACCGCCACCUCCUAAGUGGCCUGGAAUGAUCUCAAGUGAACAGCUGAGCUUGGAGCUGCACCAGGUGGAGAGGGAGAUCGGGAAGAGAACCCGGGAGCUGAGCAUGGAGAGUCAGUCUUCAUUGGAAGUGAAAAGCAAAGUGAGUGCCAGUAAGCAGACAGAAAAUGGACAGCAAAGCAAGGUACCAGCUGAGGAUGUUGCACUUACAUUCAGCAGUGAUGUUCCAAAUGGAUCAGCUCCAACCCAAGAAAGCAUUGGCCUCCUCUCCAGCAAAACUGCAGCUCUGAGCUUGCCGGAAGAUACUGAAGCGGGAGGAGGCGACUUGGAUGCCCAGAGGACAGGAGCAACGCCUACAUCUGCUCCCUGAAGGAACAAAAGCAUCUCUCCAUUUCUGCCUGGGGUCGCCUUUACCCCUCCUUGGGAUAUAAUGGGAGACACUGAGCAAGAGCUGCAACAAUGGCAGGUCCUGAGACAAUGUGCACAACACCACUACUAGAACAAACCCUGCACAUAGUUCACAUUAACACAUUUUUUAAUUAAAAAAAUGAAAAUUAGCAGUAUCUGCAAGCAACUCUGAUUAAAUUUGUUUUUGUUCUGUGAAUGAACUUUAUUUUAAUAACUUUGGAUGCCUUGAAUGCCAGGGCUUUAAAAGAAACAGAUAUUAUAUAUAUAAAUAUAUAUACACACACUCUGUUUGAUUAAUUGUAUGAUCUUAAUGAGGUAGGUUUUCUCUUUUAUUUUGGUAUUAUUACAUACCCAGUAUAUAAUUUCCUCUUUUCUUCUCCCUUCAAAACAGUCUCACUCACCACUGCUUUGUGUGAGUUUGAAAAGAAAUUAGGAAGUGUUGCAAUGGAGGAGGAAGCUCUCAAUUGCUGUGUGUUGCAGAGUUUCUGAAAGUAACUCUCCUUAAGCAUGGUAGUAUAUCACCAUUAUCCAUUGUAUUUUUCUAAGCAUGAUAGGUUUUUAAUUUCAAUUUGUAAACCAUGUAUUCAGCACCUCAACAAGCAGGUCUAUUUACAUGAACAAGAAUGAAAUAGCUGUUCCAUUUCUGGUGAGGCAGCAUAAAUUGGCUAAUACUGAUUGAUCCCAGCACUCUUGAAAGGCAGCCAUUGCAUUUCUUCUGCAGAUUAAGAACACCUAAACUGAAGUGUAGAAUGGCUUCGGUUGUCAGAGAUGGGUUAGGUUAAGAAAUUUGGGUCUCUCUGCUUCUUUGUCAGGUCUAAAGCACAACUUCCAUGUUAACUUUUGUUUUGGGAAAGGAUGUGGACGGCAUGAUACCCUAAUGCAGGGAAAGCUGCUGUAUCUGCCCAAGAUGAGAGCUGUAGAAGUUAUAGUUUGGGUGGGAUGAAGCAAGAAGACAGAAAGCGCAGGCCCCUUGACUUUGUGUUCCCUCUGCAUCUUUAAAGCUCCAAAGCUGCUCUUGAUUGCCCCUGGUCUGUCUUGGGGUGGGGGACUUGCCUAUCCCUGCUGUAUUCAGUCUCUGAAAGUGAAGGCUUUCUCUGAGUAAUGGGAGAGACUGACAAGGUAAUAGAACUCCUUAGAUUUACUUUCAGCAACUCUGUCUCAACAGCAACACCCUUCAGGAUCUAGAUGGGAUGAAAACCUUUCUUGUUGCUGCGUAUGUCAUUGCAUUUAAGAUUGUCCUUAAAAUGCCACUGUUGCAGGCAGUGAUCUUACUUGUGCUGUGCAUAUUUUGACUUCCUCCUCUUUCCCUCCAGGUUGAUAUGUAGGUAGAGAUGCUCUGAGUGGAAACCAUUGCAAAAGCUCCCACGCAUCUCUUCAGCCUACUUCUCCCAUUUGGAUUAGACUACUAAAACUCAGAAAGCACUGGUUAUGUAAUAAGUUGAAGCAUUGCUUUGGUUGGGUAAAAGCAUAAGUUUAUUAAUCUUGUUUUAGGUUGUUUUUCUUCCCUUAAACCCUUGUUGAGGUCAUAGCAACCUUCAGCUAUUUUGCAUCUGUCGUACUGUUACAUUGAACAAAAUGGGGGGGGGGGAUACAGUCCCCUGUUGCCUACCAGUAGGAGAGUCCAAGCAGAAGACUCUGUUGAGUAGUGAUUAUUUAAUUUGCCCAGUCAAGGCACCGCAUUUAUAUACUAUUUCACAUUGAAUUUGAUUAUGCCCUACAGACCUGGCUGGCCAAAAAUUUGAUACAUGUAUUGGCUUGGGAUUCGAGCAUUCAUUUUUUUAUUUAAAUAAAAAUUAUCUAUAUAUGUAUGUAUAUAUACACAUAUAUGUAGUUAUAUCUGUAUAUAUAUUGGGUAUGUUUUAAGAAUUUUUUCACAUGAGUGCAGCUGUUAUAAAACAUCUGGGAGGUAGAGGCACUGAGAAAAUAUAUCUCAAAAGGCAUUUUAACAAUCAUCUUCAGCUUCUCUUAAAUUCACACACCACUCUGUCAGAAUUUUAACAUGAGAAAUGUUUUUUCUCCUUUUGCACUACCUUUCUUUCCCCUGGCCCUGCUUUCCACUGAAGUCUGGAUAGAAAUGCUUUUCUUGAUGAAAAUUGUUCACUUGAGGGAGUCCAUCACACCUUUCUGCCUUUCCUGGUGCGGUAAAGCAAGAGUAAUAUCAGGGGAGCACUGAAACAAGCUAACCUUGCUUGUAAAUACUAUUCUUAUUCCUCACAACACAGGAACUCCUUUGAAUGAACCAGGGCUAUGAAGGGCCUAGCCCAAAAUCUCAUCUUUGUUUGCAAGAAAACAAUAUUUAGUUAACCUUGUACAUAAAUUAUGUAGCACUCUUUUAAAGAUCUUCCCCUCCAGAGAGAGCCUAACUUGGAAAAAGAGAAAAAUUGGCUUUCUGUUAGAAUAAUUUCAUAUGCAGAAAAUUUUCUAACUUCAGGGAAGAGAGACUUCAGCACUUCUCAGUCAUUUUAAUGUGCAUACUGUCAACGCGCAUAAAGGGCAGGAGUGGAGCGCCUCUGGCCCAUGGGUCAAUUUGGGCUUGUCCAAGAUUCUAAUGUGGCCCAGGAGACUAUAUUUCAUAAAGCCCGCCCACUCGACAGUCAAGUGGUGAGCAGGUGGUGUCACCUGAUAGGAGGUGGGCAUCCGUCCUGCUUAGUUCCGCUGUGUUGAUGGUUUCUGCUUCACCUGCUGCAGGCAACCGGCACAGGCAAGCUGUUCCUUGCAUAAAGCAGGACAACCUUCACCCACCCAACAGCCGCACGCUUUGUAAAGCCUGCAGAAGGCAACCAGCUGAUGUGUUGCUCACUAUCUUUUUCCAUCUCUGUGGGCCAACUUUGACAGGAGGGUGGGUGGCCUCGCCCACCUGUCAGUGUUGGUCCAUGGGGAGGGAGGGAGGGAGAAGGAUCUGCCUCGCUGGGCCAAAAAGAUGGUUCACCCUUGGUAUAGGGGAGCAGCAUCACGGUGGCAAGUCCAGCCACCCUUAUCUUACAUGCACUCACUAGUCUGUGUGAAAUUUGCCCAUGGGUGUACAAAGUGUAUAUGCCAAGGCUUGUCUCUUUGCUUAGGGACAUUGCAAAAAGCAGUUUGUACAGAGGCUUAAUCACCCUGCCAUGUGUGUAUUCGUUGAGCACGUGGAGGAAUGGGCAGAACAUGAGGGAAAUGCCAUUGCUGAUACUGAGAAGCUUCUACUAUAAAAGUACACGCUCUGAAUGCGAGCUUAAAAAUUAGAUCUCUCAAUAUUUGUGUCAUCCCACCCACCCACCCAGGCUGUACUCUGUGCACAGUGUCCUAUCUAGGUUAACGUCCUGUUUGCACAAGCAAAGGUUUUGGUUUAAUCUUUUCAAACCACAUUGAUCUUGGCUGAGUUUCCCAUUUCCCUCAUUUUUUGGUGCAAAGAUUUACUCAACAAAGUUGAGCACAUAAGGAAUUAGGAAAAGGCUUUUAAGUUUUUCAGUGACUUUUUGGUGAAGUGUACUGGCUUUCAAGUAGAAGAAUCUAAUUCUCUAGUUCAUCUAGUUUGUUCUUUUAUAAUUAGUUUUCCUAGUAAAUUAGUUUGCUAGGACCUUUCAGCACUAUUUAAGGUAAGGAGCUGGGUGGCAGUGAAUCCUUCCUGCUUUGUAAAGGAGACAGAAAAUAUUGAAACCUGAGAAAUAGCUGUAUUCUAGUGGCAUUCAAAAAGCUCUUUUCAGAAUCUUUUGAGCUUGGAUAUUCAUAAACUUGAGAAAUAGAGAGACGUCUGCUGGUGUUCAAGUUGCAUCAGUGGACUAGUUCCCGCCCCCCUUUCACACGGUUUCUCUCUGUUUUAAGAGAAACAUCGUGACACACUAGACUUUUAAACUGUCCAUGGGAUCCAGACUCCGCUUCUCUUGACGCUAGCUUUAUAACCUUUGUACUCUGGAUGUCUUAUAGCAAUGAGGAAAUAGGCAAACAGACAUAGAUGUAUUUCACAAUAGUCAACAAACCUUUACAGCAGCAUCCUCCACUGCUUAUGUUUUUGGCUUAUUUUUCUCUGAUACAUUUAGCCUACAAUUUUAAUAGCUGUUAUUAAUGAACAAUUCUGUAGAUUACUCCUUUCUUUCCACUUUGUUGUUUACAACACCCUGUUCACUUUAAACCUUAUUAGAGCAUUUUGAGCGGGAUGUCAUUUGCUGUCCCAUGUAACCUUGGUGGUUAGAACAAAAUUUAAUUCCGUAAAAGGUUUAUGAAGGAUUUACAGGAUAACUUAGAUGCUUUUUGCAGUACCCAUUCUCAUUUAACUGCUCUAGCUUCUUCUGCUUCUUUUCCUUUUCCUUCUGUAGAUGUGCCUGUCACCCUCCCUGAUCAUGCACCAGUCAAAAGCUUGCUGCCUCAAAAUAGAGCAUUCAAAUGAAUUCGAUUAGCCAAUAACUUCUGUGAAGUUGCCUUUUCUAAUGGUGUUAUUACUCAGUGAUGCACAAAUGUGAUAUUGCCCCUACUGGUAGGCAAAUGGGGGGGUCUGUAUAAAUGUGGGAAAUACUUUUUUUUGGUUUGCUUUUUGUUCAAGGAGAGCCAAAGACUUGUGCUUUACUCUUGGGUGGUUUUUUUUGGGGGGGGUGUAUUUUUAUUUUAUUCAUCCUACUGGUUUAGCCAGUUUGUAUUGAACUUGGUUUCUGUGUUUUCAGCUCUUAACACUGGUAAAUAUGUCUAAAAGGUUAUGACUGUUGAGCCUUACAAAAACACAUUCAGUGAUGAUAAAUUAUUAGAUUUUGGAAGUGGUGUGUUUAAGCCUCAUUAAAUUUGCAGCCAUUUAUAUAUCCCCUUUUCUAUUUUUUAAAUGCUUGAAUACUCUCCCAUCACACAUCAAGUUACAAUUUGCAACAAAAAGGGCUUAUGAAAAAGUUACUGUUUACUGUCAUUAUUCCUCCUUGAAAUUUUCUAUUGAAGUCUAGUAAAAAUAAAUAUAAGGAAGCUUGAAGAAUUUUAGUAGUAGAAGUAGCACCAGAUGUAAUUAAAUGCAGAAGCAAAUGCAUGCAAACACAUUGCACAUGCUGACUGCACAGGUAGCUCUGUGGUCCUUGGCUGCAGAAAGUGUAUUGAGUUGUAUCUUAGACACAUUAUACCAUUUUCCUGCAUGCCCAUAGCUAUAUAGAAGCCUCUUUCAUUCUGACCAAUUAAUACAUGAAUCCAUAAAGACAAGCAUAUGUAAUAAAAAAAGCACUUGGUUUCAUAAUUCUACUUAGCAGGCAUGGGCUUUUUAAAAAUAAAUGGCCCCAAUGAGGUCAUUUCCCCAUAUCUCAUCAGUAUGUUCAUAGUGGAAUUGACAUUAUGUUCUACGCAUUUGCAAAUCUUUCUGUCUAUGGAAGGGAACUUUUUCCAGCGCUAGAUUUCCCAAGUUGUGUUCUUGAGAUCCAGCCUGUUCAUUUAAGAUCUGAAGGCAGCAGCAGAAAUGAUACCACAGGUGCCUCUCCCAUUCUGAGCCUCUCAUCUGCCCCCACGCCCUGCCUGUUGUUAUAAACAGACUGCAGUUUUACCUUACAUGGAAGUGGAUGGUAGGCAAGUAGACCAGUGGAAGGAAAACUAGCAGCUGCAUACGCUUCCUUGCCUCAAAAUAUCUAAAGGGACAGGCAGGAUCACCUAACUCUGGUCCAACAACCCCAGAUAUUUGCUUGGCACAGUGUGUCUUGUGAAGUAUGAAAUUGAUUAUGAACGGCAGAUUCAACUACCUGGUUCUGUUAGCAAAAGCCAGGGCACAUUAGUGUCACAAGGCUUCCUUCCCUUUGCACCUUCCUCCAACCUGCUCUGGAAGGUUGGGAGAACCCCUAGAACAGUCUGCAGGGGGGGGGGGGAAGCCCUUAGGCAAGCAGAAAGAAAUGGAACAAUCUCCUUAGUGCUGCAUUGAAUUCCACCCACUAUAGGAAAGCAAUGGACUAAUACCAGCAGUUGACUCCCUCUUAUGAAGCAAAUCUCUGUACUGACCUGCUCCAGAAAGAACUUAAAAAGGUAUGUCAGUGGCCUCAUUCAGACAUAGUGCUAAACUAUGUUUAGCAUUACGAGAAAAAGCCUGUGUAAGCCAAGUUUGCAUUCUCCUGGGAACAGCUGCAAAGAGGCAUUCAAAAGCUUUCAGUUUUAGAUUAACUGCAUUGUGCCAUGAAGUUGGGUGCAGAGUAGACCCACUGAAAUUAAUCAACCUGACUUUGUCCUAUUAUUAUUUUUAAAAUAUUUUUAUUUUCUUUUUUAUCCAUAAGACUAAUGAACAUUAUAUUUGCAAAACAGGACCUGUAAAACACCCAAGUUGGAAUUUCCAUAGUAGUAGCUUACAGAAUAACUGAUUUGGUAUUAGGCCAAUGUAACAUACAAAAUCAAAAAAACAUAUGACAAACGAAUCAAACUACAAAUAAUAUAUACUAAAUCACAAUACACACAGAAAAUGAAACAAACCCAAAAUAUAGUGCAAAUUCUUAAAUAAUGCUUUGAGAUGGAUUUAAGUAAUAAAAAUAAACCUUUAUUCAGAAUAUUCAUAUAACUAUAGCACCACCUAGUGGUAUAAGGAUUCUUUUUUUCCACAGAUGAGCCUUGUUCACCAAGAGAAGGGGUUAGGAAACCCUAUAGUAUGAGGAGUAGGUGCCAGAAGAUUGCCAUGUUUGACUCUACUCAUAAAAUCUAUAAAGUCAACCCAAAUUGCAAUGAAAUCAUCUUUUUAAAAAUUGUCCUUGUGUAAUGUUUCUAAUGGUGCAUUGAAUUUAAUGAAUUUAGGUAAAUCUUAGUAGAAAAUCACCCCAUGUUGUCUGUACCAAGAGAAAGUGCUUCAUCUUAACUUUAUUUUCUUACCCCUUUUUUGAGACAAGCCAGCUUCAAACCAUAGUUUAGUAGCCAGGCUUCUUUCAUUGAAUCAUAGUUAAGUUUAAUUACUGUAUAGGGUUUGGGCAACAGGUAAAUUGGCUCAUCUGAAUGGGAAGAAUAAACUUCUGGUCAUCUCCUCGCCACCAUUCUGGCAGAGGAAAUGAGUACAUAAGCUCAGGAUUUGUGGAGGCUCAUUCUUGUAAUGCUAAUUUAGCUUGAUAGGGUCCAGUUAACACAGGACUUUAUAUCUUGGAGUAAAACAAACUGGUUUUGUAUGAAAGAGGAGCAGGGCGUUGCACGUUGCUCAGAAGUUCCAGUGGCAUUCUCCCUGCUUCUGUCGCCACACCACAGAUAAAACAAGCCAGGAGGUGGCUGGUCAUGUUCUUUGAACCCAGCCUGUUUGUUUACUCCAAACCAUGAGCUCUGGUUUGGUAAGGCUCUGGACUUACCAAUCAUGGUUCAUUUGGAGGAAGCAAACCACAAGCCCAGGUUUGGACAGUAUAACAAACCAGAGUCUGGCUUGUUUUAUCUGUGGCAGGAACACUGUAAGUAAACAUGAAGUUAAUAGGGUUUUUUAACAUUAUGAUUUAAUGUAAUGUGUAAACCAAGCUACUGAGAUUCUGGUACAGAAUUUCCCACCUCGCAAUUCUUUUCUUCCACUCCCCUAUAUAGAAAACACAACAGAGGAAUCUCUUCAAAAUUCACAGUUGUACUUUUAGACAGACAUACUAAAAGCUAUGGCCUUGAUUGAGUAAACUAAAUUGCAUGAGAUUAGCUAUGUCCCUGCAUCACCCAAUGGUCUCUGGUGUAAUUGCUGAUCUUGGGUUGAUAAGCAGCUCUCGAGGAAAGGCCUUUUCAGGAUCAAUUGCCUAAUAUUCAUCAUUUAAAAACACCAAAUUAGUUCCUAUUUCACCAAAUCAACCCAGAGACAGUUCUGUACUUUUUAAAAGGGUAGCUCAGUGAGGGGACAUAUUGAUGACAUCCAAAGUAAAACGGAGACGAAAAUGGCUCCUUUCCUUCAUGGCUUCAAUGGGAUUCCUGUAGUAAACAUUGUGCUGGAUUCACCAAUGGACUCGCAGUGGUUUUAAUAAUUAUUUAUUAUGGCAGAAUAAUUGCUUUUUGAUUUCUUGAGCUACUAGUAUAAGGCUCUGGUUCUGAAAGACAGCAAACACUCUCAGCUUUCAUUAUGAUAAAAAAAAGUUCCUUAAUAGUUACAGUUGCCAUUUUCUGGGUAGCUUCUGUUCUGAUGUUGCCUAUAUCUAAAUAACUUAAGUAUUUAUGACCGCCUGAUGCUUUUCUCCCCACAUACAAAAAAAGUAUCUUAAUUUUGGAGGCAAACGUUUGGGGUUUUUUUUACCGAAAGAAAAACACAUGCUUAAAUGCAGUCUCUCUCUCUCUCUCUCUCUCUCUCUCUCUCUCUCUCUCUCUCUCUCUCUCUCUCUCUCUCUCUCUCUCUCUCUCUCAAAAGUAUUAGAUAUGCUGAUGUUACAUGUAUACAUAUCUUUUAUAUAUAUAAAAAACAGAAUCCUGUGGAGUAUUUGGUGUUUGCUAUAAACAAAAUUUGUUUGCUUCUGUGUAUGUUAAAAGUGACUUUGGGCACCAUUUGUAAGCGGGAUUGUCUUCUACAUGCAAGUCCCAUUGAAUUCAUGGGAUGUGUGCAAGAAGACACCCCCCCCUCUGUGCCCUCUUGUCGUUAAUGUUAGUUUGUUGUGGCAGACAAUACUCACAAGUCUUUGGCAUCCAAAACCAGAUUGUGUAACUGGAACAGAAUCCCACAGCUGGAUUUGUUUAGGGAGAUCCUCCCUAGCUUAGCAUGAGAUAAAGGCAGCUAGGAGUGGGGAACAAGACGGGCAGUGCCCCUUUUUUGCCGGCUGUCUUGACAGAUCAGUUUCAGGCUCUCUACAGAUCUCUAAAUUCAGUCUCUGCUGCCUAUUGUGAGUUUACAAUUGCCUUACAGUCUCUGCUUGCUAUGUAAGCAGCCUCUUUGCUAACCAUGGACCCCUUUCCUUCAAGGCGACCUUAUCAGCAGCAUGGUGGCAUUUUAAAAUUAGUUUUGAUGGACUUGCAGCCUUCGAUCUAGAUUUCACUCCCUAUUUUUGUUCAUCGAACCUGCCUCUCUCACAUUUCCCAAGCCAUUUCCAGUUGUGGGAUUUCUCUAUAUCUGUGUGCAUUCUUUAUGGUUGUGUGCGGGGGUGGGGUGGGGUAUUAAGCCAAGUUUCCUUUGGUCUUUUUAGGAUUGUACCAGUCUCCCCGAGACAUUCUUAAGUCAUUAUCACCUUUUUGGGUGGAGUUCAUUUUUUAAUAACUUUUUUGACAUUUUGGUGCAUAUAUGCUUGGGAUAGAGCUCAUGUAAUUUACCAAUCGUAUUGAUUGUAUGUGAUUGUGCCCUGCAGAGGUAUAUUUAACAAAAAAUAAAAUAAAAAAUUGUCUAAAGUGAUGCUGGUGAUAAUAAAGAAGACUCCAAGGCAUUGAGCUCAUUGACUUCGUGAUUUGCUUGGAGGUUACGGGUUUGACAGCUAUUGCUAUCAAUAUACUUAUUUUGAGUUAUAUCUUCCCUCAAGUGUGUCUUCUAUGGUGUGAAAACAAAUAUGUUGUUAAACAUACACCCUAAAAGAAGUAAAAUGGCAAUAUGAAGAACACAUAAAAGCAUGUAAAAAUGAAUGGGGG